AUGAAACAACUAUCGACUAUAUGGUUUGCGUUCUUUUUAGCGCUUAACGUCUUGUCGCAGUUAACCAAUGGAUACAAGCCGAACAACAGCUUUAAGAAAAACACAGCAAAAAAGCGAUUGGAAAAGAGAGAAACGCACUCGUUACACGAAAAUGGAGCGGAUGGAUGGAAUAACGCAGUUAUUACUGGACUAACUAAUAGAUCAGUCUAUGAAGCCAAAAUCAUCCAGAAAAACAAAGAAAAUAGUGAUGAUUAUCAGCCCUCCAAAAAUGCUUCUUUUGCUUUUAAUGAUCGGAAUAGAAGACCUCGGAAUCUGCUUCAUAAGAAAUUCAUAGACGGUUUCAAUAAGGUGAUUAGUAAACGUCUCAAAGAAAAGCCACGCCAGGAAAUUGAGAUUCUCGAAGACAAUCAAUACACUCCAAGGCAAGAUGGGUUCGAAAGCCCGCAUUAUGAAGAUAUCAUUGGAAAUGAUUAUUCCGAAAGAAGUGAUAACAAUGACAACAGCUAUGUCACUGUUAUUGACAACCUAGAUGGAAAACUAGAUACUGACCCAUACAGCACCCUAACCUCAGACGCUGCCAAGAGUGAAUACACAAACGUGGAAAACAGUAUGCACGAGGGGGAAAACGAAGAAUCGCAAAUGGUAAGUGAAGAGGUAAAGAACUUAAUGGGUGCGCUGAUAAAGUCGGAUUCCAGGAUCAACCAAGUUGUGGCAGGUGAGAAACAACCCCUUCAAGAAAGUGAAAGACUAUCAUACCAACCAAUUGGCUCGACUGCCACCAAGGUAGUGACCAUUAUGAAUAACAAUAAAGGAGAGUUUAAUAAGAGUCAAAACCACCCAAUCGGGCCUCCUGCAGAUGUAACAAUCAUUGAGGACCAGGAAGAUAUAACUGGAGACAGCUAUUCACAUCCAGUUCUAAGUAAGGCCGCAUGGAAAACCAUACUGCAAGCUGAAAAAAACUUGACCGACCAAGAUGAAUUGCAUAAACAGCAAGGUCAGCACGUACCUGAGAAUUCACAAGGCAGAAUUUCUGAAAAUAAAACUCAACUGCCAGCCUAUUUACUUUUGCCAGGGAACGCACCGCAAAACAAUCAUGCAAGUGGUCACUUUGCUGAUCUAGAAAGCUCUCUUAAGAUGUUUGCUGGUUCAAAAAACCAAUCGGGAUCGUAUGAUAAUAUUAAGGGAAUGACCGUUGAUGUUCAAAGAAAUAGCAGUGGAAAGACUCUGCUUGUAAGCGGUGAAGCGGAAGAAGUUUCCAAAGGCUACUCCAAUCAUACACAAAUGGACCAUUCUUUUUCGUAUUUGCAAAAUGCCAAUAACAGCACCACCUCAAACCUCGCUGCAAAUAGUUUCAGUUACUACUACAAACCCGGUAAAAUACAAACUCAAACGGACAAAAGUGGUGGUAAUUACUCGCAUGUCAAGCCAACGUUAUUUGAACCACUUUUCAAGAACGAUUCUGGUCAAAUACUAAGUUCUCAAGAGCAUGCACCUUAUGAUACUGGUCACAAAAACGCCACAAGCUAUCAGAGGCCAGGAAUGUUAGUGGACGUCGACAAUAAAGGAGGACCCAUGAAAGGAGGAAAACCAACAAAUAAUGUGGUCGAUGGUAAGGAUCUAACAAAUGCUCAGACUGCCAAUAAUGAUGCACAAGAAGGAGAAAUUGUCGUUCCCAAUGGUCCUUAUUUGACAACUGGGGAUUCCUCACCUCUCAGUAGUGGCGCCCGUAUAUUGCAAAUUCCAAACCAGGUUAGACCUGGUGAAGUUAAAAUAGUAUAUGUUAGGCCAAUAAACCAAGAAAAUCCCAGAAAAAUCUGGCAAGAGAACGACAAAAUGGAUUCCUUCCAGAACAACGGUGUCACGGGGAAGCCAGGUAACUCUAAUACUUUUCGAAAUCACGGAUACAAUUUCAGUACAACUAAUGGCCUUCACAAGCAAAAGAACCGUGAGACGGACGUCGGCGUGCCUCUGAAUCAGGAACAAGGCGCUUUGGCAGGAGGGUCGAAUGCAAGCGCUCAGAUGAUGUAUGACAACAGGAGACCUGGCCAGGAAAAGACUAUAGGCAUUGAUAGUAAGUCAAAUGGACAGGUUUUCAUUGCAUCAAACAGCAAUUCACAAAAUCGUCAAGAGAGAAUUGGUUUCCAGCCCCAGGAAAAUAAGCUUGCAGAUACCAGUUAUCCGAGUUUUCAAAGCUGGUCCGAAGAAUAUCAUAAACUGGUUGAAAAACUCAAAGUGUUAUACAGAAAGACUCACGGGAGCCCCUUGCAAGCCCCUGAAGCCAAGAGCCAAGACAGUAACCAUGAAACAACCGAUGUUGAACAAAUGAUGAGAGAAGUUUCCAGAUUUCACAGUUUAUAUGUUGGGCAAAACAACAAGCAAAAGGUAAACUCAAAUUUAGGUGAAGCGAAAGGGCCGUUUUUUAGCGGAAUCAAGGGUGACCAGGGUGGAAUUAUCAGAAACACAGAAAUGGUGAAUCCUUUAGAAUACUCCCCUUUUAUGUCCAACAGGAACUAUGAAAAUAGAAGGGAUGCUUCCACUCCUGAAAGAGUUGGCGCAAAUUUCUUUCAUUUGACGAAAGACGUUACAGGUCAAGUCAGGAGUAUCGAAGAGCCAAUUAACCCUUUAGUCAGUGAAACAAAUGGCAGCGAUUCGUCUCAAAGGGGCGGUUUCUUGAAUGACACUAUGAGUGCGAAUAACAGUAGACAACCGAAUGGGGCAUCAAACCUGACGCCGGUUAACCAACGAUUGGCUUCAAGUGGACAAAAUGUAAAUGGUACUAAACUUGGUGACACUUCAGAUAGAGCAGCGUCUGCAGAUAAUGGCCAGUCGUCCCAUCAAGUGUUAAUGACUUACUUUGGGAACGAAACUGUUCUUCGCAAGCAGCUCCAUAACAUUACUGAUAUUCUUCGAAUGAAUGGAUUUACAGUGGGUCGAGCGACAGAGAGCAACGCAUCAAAAGAAGUGACAAUUGAUAACGGUACAAGUACUCCAGAGUCCAAAGGAGGCCAAGAGUUCAAGGUAGUCAGUAAUGGAAGAAAUGAUACUGGGAAUCUCACAAAUGAUUUGACCCUACCAUGGCCAUCACAAGUAAAAAAUGUUUCCAAAGAAGAGGAAGAAGGUUCCUUGGCUAAAUAUAUAGAGGAUUUUAUUUCCAUGCUCAGUCCUAAUAACGGAACGACCACUUGGAAUUCUAAUGGAACCAGAGAAGGUUCAUCCAACACAACUCAAACAGACCCUGCCACUUCUUCAGACACCUUAAAGAAAGAGAAUGUGACGGAUUUUAACAACCGAGUUAUCAUAGUGGUAUCCCCUAAGUCCUUGAAAGACUUGAUGAGAAAUCGCAGCCACAGCUCUUCAAUGCUAGUUGUCAACAAAAUACUUCCACACAAGCCUGAUGAGGUAGAAAAUUCUACAGCGAACGUUAAAGCAAAAGGAAUGAAUACAGCGAUGGACGCUCAAGAACACGCAAAAAGUUUACACAACAAUCAAAGUUACGACGAAAGCACAAAACUUGAUGACCGUAAGGGUACCUCUGGAGAAGAAAAGGUCGAAUCAGAAGGUAAAGAAGCCGAUUUGAAGCUGUUUUAUUUGGAAGAGCUUAAAUCCCUGGAGGUAUCAUUCUCUCAAGACUUUAUGAGUAACUGGAUUUACAAUCAAAGAUCGUUGGACGAAAUGGGAAUUUCUCCCAGCAUGCUGCGAUCAGGAAUAGCUAAUCUUGGUUCACCUAAAAGGCUUAAGAGAGUCUUUAAAAGGGCCCUGGCUGGCGAUGAUAUUCAUGUACUUGUAGUAGGUGGGUCUAUAUCGGCCGGCGGUGGUAUUGAAAAGGACCACGGGAAUGUGGAAGGUGUCUAUCACAAAGCCUUAAGUAACUGGUGGAAUAACACCGUGACAUCCAUUACGGCAUCCAAGCUGAAGAUUGACGCUAUCGCUAUCGGAGGAACAGAUUCUGAAUACUUCUCUUAUUGCGUUAAGAACUACAUGAGAACCCUGCCAGAUAUUGUAAUCUGGGAGCUUGCAGCUAAUGACUACCAACGCUACAAGGGAAGGAGUUUUGCACCAGCAAAACCACUGGAGCAGUUGACCAGGAUUAUAUUAAGCCUACCAUCCCAUCCGGCUUUGAUUCUUGCCAACUUUUUUCGAGGUAACUACUAUAGGACAGCUGUGGGUCAAGACUGUCCUGAUUCAGAAGAUGAGGGGGGUAUAACAAUAGCGCAAUACUACAAACUCACAUCGCUCAGUUGGAGAAAUGUCAUAUGUUCGUCGAUAGCUGACCAGGAAAUGGACCUUAAAAAGCUCUUUAGUUCGGACGGGUAUCACCCAAGUCUCCUUGGGCACGCACAAAUGUCUACGCUCUUGAUCUCAUAUUUGAAAGGAGUCUUUGAACAAACUAUCUCACAGGAGGUGAUACUUUCAAGAAAUCACACCCUGCAAAGUCACCAAAAAGAUGAAGAACAAACGACUCUGCCCAAACCAAUAUUUGAUGAUCCUGAAAUUCCCAAACCUUUUUGCUGGACGCUUCUUACACCAGACUACAACAAAAAGCUACGAAAUACCCUCCCCGAUCUGGAGUUUACUGAAGCAACGGGAUUUCAAUUUGCGAAUGUUAGUCAUUGGCCUAUCCGUCGGGAUCGUUUGAGAUGCUUAAAAGCCAUACAGGCUGGAGCAAUGUUGAAAAUGAAGUUCGUUGUUCCAUUGCACAAUGAACUGGACGACUCAGAGGAUAGCUCGGAGAGGGAAUUGGCAAUUACAACGCAUAACUCUUUUGGUGGGAUGGGAGCAAUUUGGGUAGACGGAAACCGCCAGUCAGCCAAAGUGAUAAAGGAGGAAGGUGGACAAAGAAGGACCCAGGUUGAUGUUCUGACGAGAACCCUAGCUCCGGGUGCCCACACGGUGACAGUAUCUGCAUUAGAGCCAGGAUUCUGCCUCUCUGCUGUUGCCGUGUUGUAAAUAUGGACAAGAGAACAAUAUGUAAAUAUGUAAAUGCCUUUAAUCCGUUACUAUGAUUAAUUUAGGCCUAAAGCGUUUUUUAAAAUCUUUUUUGCACUAGAGUUUUUUUCUCAAGUUUAUGACAACAGCGGGGAGACGUUGUGCCUUAUUAUCCCUCUAUUAUGAAUAAUUAUUAGAAUUUUUUAAACAACUAAAUCAAGGUUACAAAGAUAGUUAUUUACUCAGUUAUUUUCCGUUAACCUAGUUCACAUUGGAUAAAGCGUUGUCACAAGUCUCGGUGGCCAUAUUGGUGUCCCAAAACAAAGAAACUGCGGCCAUGUUGGUGUUCCAAUCCAAUCCUGUGAGAGUUGAACUCUUUUGUAAUGUAAAGUAAAAGCUUUCUUUCGUUCCAAGAAAUUUGCAUAAACGCCGGCCACGUGACUGAAAACACAAUUGGGCAAAUUCCGUUCGGCCAAUUAUUUGGGCAGAUAACUCGAAAUAGCAUACCUGAGGUUAAUUAAGGUGUUCUCAUCUUCAAUCCCAUUCGCCAGUUCAGAAAACUAGUCAGGAAAGAGUUUCAAUUAUUGAAAUGGUAACAAGGACCGCGGCUUGGUGGUUUCUCGGCUAGAAAAUGUCGUAUUGCGUUUUAGAAUAAGGUCUGACCGGUCGUCCAUUUUUUGUUAGCCUGCAUAGCAGAUAAGUGUUUUUAGGGCGAAGGAGGAAAUCUCAGGACGCGCGAGGGGAGGAAAAAAGAAGAGCCUCCUCUUCCCCCUCGCGUAUUUCCCUCGCGCGACCUGUAAUCAACCUCGUUCCCAGGGUUAUCUCCUACCCCUCGGAACGAGGUUGACAUGUAUCAUUUACCGGCGCAGGCUAGUUUUUUGUUCGGUUAAGGAUGAUCGUUUUUUUUUAAACAGUCUUCGGAAGAUUCAUUUUGUCAAAUUUUUGACCUAUCAUUUAUUUGCAAAUUAGGAGGACCGUUUUAUAUAAAAUUUUAUGUCUAUUAGUAUUCUUUAUAUAAAAUGUUUAUCCUAUUCAGCAUUCCAUUGUUUCAAUCAUUCAACCCCGUAUUUCCCUUGAGGCUGAGUUUUAACUUGUGUAAAGGUCCUUACAAGUGAUUUCAUCCGUGAAGUCAAUUGGACAAUAUGCCUAAUUAAUAAUUGUGAGUUUUUGAAGGUGAAAUAAAGAACAGAAAAAGGUUGGACUCAAACUUCACAUUAAUGCGACUCAGCGCACUCGUCAUUUGUCAGAACUGGCAGGUCACACCAGUCCGGUCUCAAAGAGGAUUCCACUACUUAUCAAAAUUGUCCUGAGCCAAGUCAGUCUAUUCCUUAUUAGUAAAAUCCAACUACUGGUCUAUUAUCAAUGCUGCGUUCUGAUUGGUUGAGCUACUACUAGGCUAUAUGUUAUAGCCCCCUAGUAGCGAAAAGCGCGGGCUUUUUGGCGGCAAAAAGGGAUUAAAGUCUAGCUUUAACUAGCUAAAAUUUUUUUAUUCUCGAUAUUUUUAACCAACUAGUUGGAUUUUACUAAAACAAUUAUUCCUCUCGCCCUCAUGGCCUCUUCGAGAAAAGCAUUAGAAAAGCAUUAGUUAGAUUUAGAAUAAGUAGUCAUCAACUUAGAAUUGAAACAGGUAGAUACGAAAACAUUCCUCGCAAUGAAAGGAUAUGUCACUUUUGUACAAGUAACAAAAUCGAAGAUGAAAAUCAUUUCUUACUAGAUUGUAAGGCUUAUUCUCAGAUCAGAGACAUAUUUUUCUUCAAACUAGAAACUAAAAUACCUGACUUCAAAUCACUUUCACACGAUACUUUAAUAUCUCUUCUUAUGAAUUCUUCUGAUUAUUUAAUUAACUGUCAAUUAGUUUCAUUUAUCUCUCAAUGCUUUGAAUUAAGAACCAAAUUAAUAUCAAUGAAUGAAUGAAUGAGAACUGUAACGUUUUGUAAUGUUUUGCACGUACUAAUUAGUUGAAUUAGUACUUAGAUUUAGACUAAUAGCUUUUGCAAUACUGUAAUUUCUUUAUGGUCAUGCAAAAAAAACAUUUGGUGUUGUUGUUGUUGAGUCAAUAGCCCAUUUUGCCUUCGGCCUCAUGGGCUUUUGACUCAGAGCCUAUUCGGGCUCGAGGAAUAAUUGUUAAUUAGUGUGCACUGCAUGCAUAGUGACGGGUGUUAACUUCAAGUGAAAACCCCAGAAAAUAGCCUGUUUCAUGUUCAAAACAAGACCCUCAUAUAAUGGGGGUUGAUUGGGCUAAGACUGGGACAUUUUCACAACUCACCCCCUCCCUCCAAUCUCUCUUCCCUCAAAAUAUAGCAUGACAGUACUGACAUGACUAAUUUGAUCUAGUCGGAAAUUCCAAAAAUUAUUGUUGCGCUGCGCUUACUUGAAAAUGUGAGAGGGUCAAUUUUGAUGUUUUAAAUACUGUUUAUAUAACAGUAAUUUUUCUUUUCCUCAAAACUCGCAAAGCAAUUGAAGUUCAGUUUUAUUUCUGUCAGAUAUUGCAUUUAAAGCCCAGCUGCUAACUAUCCCAGUGAAUAUGUUUCAAUAUGACAGGGAGAUCUACGAAUAGCAUAUUCCUUUCUUGAACGAAAAGACUUUUCUUCACACGCAGGGAGAGAAUUGCAACAAGUUAAAGCUUUUCACGUGGGGACCGUUGGAGGACAUUGUUUUCUCAGCUCCCACACAAACUAACAACAUCAUCGACUACUGUAUUUAGAAAAUCGUUCAGCGUAAAUAUGGGGCUAAAAACGCCACGCAAUAACUUUGUGUUCGUUCCAAAUCGACUUCCAAAUCUGUUCGCCAGACGACUUAAAAUGACCCGGCCGCUCCGGCAAAAAUCGGCUUCAUUGAAGGGAGACUCGCAAAGCCUUCUGGGAAUUCCGUCCGCCAUUUUGUCUUUUUUUGACAUAGACGGAAGGAAGGUAUUUCUUAAUUGAGCGUUGCCCUCAUGAGCAGCCCUAUAAUUACCGUCCAGCUUGCCAGUUCUGACUUUUGUAAAAGCGCCCCAGCUUUGUUUAAUCGGAACGUUUCAAAUUCGCGUUCAUUGCAUGAAGUGUUUAAAAUAUUCCUACAGUGGGGUAAAAGGUAGGGAAAUAUUGGCAGGAAACUUGAGCACCGCAUUGCACCAGAGUGAAAAACCAUCAUUCGCGUUCUGAUUGAACGAAUUAAGGACGUCUUCACAAGUGAACAUCCUUCGCGCCUGUGUUUGGUCAGAACUCGUUUCCGUACGUACAAAAUUUACGAAACGGCUUUUCACUAAGUGUAUGUAAGUUUUACAAUAACUAAGCGAUUUCUAGUGCACUGAUUGGUCUAGAGCUGGAUUAAUAGGAGUAUAUACCGCGGAAAUAGCGUAAUAAAGCGCAACUUGUUUUUCUUUGUCUCUCCUCUAGCAAUUUCUCAGGAGGAAACUUCACCGAAAACUGAUUGUGAAAAUGGACAAAUACACAAAAAUCCUUAAGACUUAGCAGUGAAACCACUCGCCUGCGGCUCGUCGUUCUCCUUGACAUUUAAUGUGUACAUAUAUAAUAAACGCUCAAAAAAAUGAGUACUGUGCUCGGUCAAAAGCGCAAUAUCAAGUGUUCAUCUGUUUCUGCAACAUGCUAAUCGUGAACUUUUCCCGCACAUAAAGUUAAUUCCACAAAGCAAGUGUUUUUCGUCUGAGAAAUUAUUUUAAAAAGUUAGCAUAUUAUAGAAAUAUAUAAUCGUUCACCGCUGGUUUUCGGAAUAUGAGAACUCUUUUCGAGCAAAAGUCAUGGUGUAAGAUAUUUAUUUGAAUAAUGCAGAAAUUAUUAUAAUGGUAGGAAGUCUAUCAAAAGAUAUAUUGCAAUCAACCGAGCAAAAUGAAGUUUAAAUUUUUGCUUGAAAGAUUUAUGAGAGAUUUUUGUCAUCCAUGUCUUCCGGUGUUAAUAUGAAGGAACUUUCCAUCAAAUAAAUAAAAUUAAAAAAAACCACUAGGUACAUGGCCAAAACAGGCAACAGAUGAUUAAUGUAAAGCGGUUUGCCAAAAUUAGUGCUCGGUAGCUUACUAAUGGAAAGCCAAUUUAGUUGCAGAAUAAAUGUUCCUGCUGGGUGUAAGUCGCCGGUUGUCUGAAUAAAAUAUUCGUCCCUGGCGUAAGUUUUUUCCUUAUUCGUUAGUUUAGCACAUGGAAACUUUACAUAUUUCGAUCGUUUUUUUUAAUACCAAUAGCUUUGCCGUAACGCUAAAAGAAGUGUUAAAUGAAAGUCUAAUUCGGGCAGGUGUAUUUAAGAUAUUGGUACGCCGCAUUUAGUAGAGGGCAUUUGAGAAAAACAGAACUUAGAGGAUAAUGUCCGGAUACCAGUAAUUGAAACUUUAAAACACGUUAACCAAUCAAAAGAGCAAAACUUCUUAAAUUAGCCUCCAGAGUGAUCAGGAGAAGAUUUUCCAGAAUUAUACAACCUUAAGUCUGUCUGGCGACGAAAGCCACUUCCCAACAACUGGAAUAUUUUAUGAGACUUUGUUCGCGUACGGAAAAUAAAAAAGAGUUUUUGCCGACCAGUAAAUAAAAAACUCCCCAUUUCCAUAUCGAUGCGGCAAACAUAGUGCCCUGCGAAGUUUAAAAUUCCGGAGGUCCUAUCCUCGCAGGAUCGUUCCAGGAUAGCUCUGUAAAACUCAUAACAUUGCAAACACGCAGUUUCUACCUACAAACAACAUCCCCUAAUUUCAGCUGCGCGUAUGCCAUCGAACCAGGUGAUAAUUCGCAGUGAUAGGUGCUUUGAAAUUCAAAUUGGGUCAGUCUAUAUGCGUGCGUAAGCCGCUUCAAAAACUGUUUAAUAAAUACACAGCAAUUGAGAAAACAGCUAUUUAAGUGGAGGUAAAUUAAAAUUUUGAACAAUGAAUCUAACUAUCCCCUCCGAUGGCCAUCUUUAAUUUGAGAAGAAGCAAACGUUAGCAGUUGCGACUUUUCAACUGGAAGAGCUGUGUGAAGUCCUAGUCAAAACGUGAAUAAACAAGAAUCGAAGAGGACUUAUGCUAUAAGGUAUGUGAUCGCAUUUCAGUAUUAUAGUCAGUUGUAUAUCGAACUUCGGUGACAAGAGAAAGAGAUGUCGGGAGAGAAACGGAAAUUUAAACUUUUUCAACAUCAAAUGUAGCUGCCUAUGGCCGCACCUGUUUUAAGACUCAAGCGAUAAACAUGUGAACUUUCACGGCUUUUUCGUUCUCAUACUUACCUAAAAAGGUCUGGCCAUUAAAAAUAACGAUUAGGAGCGAAAAAAUAUGAAAGAUAGGAAAAGAAUAUUGUGAGCGAUUAAUGUUUGGGCGCGUACUUAGGUAAGCGCAAUCUAGUACAUCAUCUAGCCAGUAACAGUAAAAGUUUGAAACGAUGAAGGGACCUCUAGGAAUUCGAAAUAAGGAAACUGAAACAUUCGAGGCCCAGGUUUUGGCGGUCGAAUAAAAACUGCUGCCUGAAAUUUGCCUUUACUUUUGUUGGGUAGCACUGGUGAUCCGAAACUCUUAGCAGAAUUACCUGCAUGAGACAUUUUCAAAAGAACUUUUAUCGUGAACAUUGUACUCACUAAAUGUGUUAUAAUUAUACUUUUGGAAACCAAUAUUCGUGAACACAAGAUAACGUCACGCGCAUGUCAAUACCCAAGUAUCUUUACAAUAAAUUUAAAAUAUUCACAGACAGCUAAGAGAAAUAAUGCGCUUGCCACUUAAUGUAGCAAUGAGGACUUUCUUUGUAAAAUUUUCAGCGCGCUCCGGAUUGAAUCCAUGGAUAACUGCCAGCUAUACUGAACUGGUCGUAACACUUUAAAACCUUGUUAAUGCUGCCAUAACUGUCGCCAUUUAUGCAACCUAAACUAACAUGAAAAACCCGAUGAAGAACUUAUUAAUAAAGCCUUCCACGGUUUUUUCAACUUUUAACGUGGGGACAAGUUAGAGAAAAGUCGUCAACUCCGCUAGAAGGAGAGUCUUUAAAUAAGUAAAAUUGCCAAGUUUGAACGUAAUUUGUUGAAAGCUAACGAAGAUCUAGUUCCUCAAAGUCCUUACACACGUUUGUGUGGUGUUGGCCCGGGGGGUAGCCUGCGUGCAGACGAUAACUAAACUCUGAUUAGUACCGUCUGCGAAGCAGCGCAGAGAUCCUUGUUCUGGACCGCCAACGGACUCAACGAAUUACCGGAAGUGCGUUUCGAAUUCUCCUUCAACCUGAUUGGCGAUCACGACAAACAAAACAAAGGCCUUUUUUAACUGGCCAAUCGUGGCGCGUACUCAAAUCUGGGUACACAGCUGGAAGUCCAGAACAAGGAUUUCGGCGCUGUUUCGCAGACGGAGUUAACCAGAGUUUAAUUUCGUCUGCGCGCAGGCUAGCGGGGGGGGGGGAAACGUCUGUAGAUUUCGCACCUUUGCGGAAAUAUACCAUCGCUCGCUUAAGACGAAUCACUUUCAAAUUUGGUAGUUUUACAAAUUUUAAGGUACUUUUUCCAGUGUUGCUAACGGAUUUUUCCUAACUGGUCCAUGUCAAAAGUUGAAGGGUCUAUUGCCCAACUGCACUGAAAUGGCGUACUUUGUAUUCAAGACCUUGAUAUUUGUGAAAUACCCUUUUGACUCCGAAAUGUAGUGCUUACUAGGGAAUCAGAAUUGACCGGCCAGACCAACCCAUUCGUAAAGGGAAGUUCAAUAUUAAUCGGGACUAUCCAGCCAAAUUAAUCUAUACCUUCAAAGCUCGAAUUAGCGCCCCUUUCAGGCUAAAAAUAUAUUUUUUUGAAAAACCUUCGAAUAAGCGCCACAUCCUUAUAUUACAUAGUUCAUGGUGAUUUUGAAGACCCAUACGCUUCCCCCUCCACCCCGUGAUACAAGUGGUUGCAACCUCACUCGAGAUUCUGCUCUCAGAGUUUAAGAUUUAAUAGGUAUAUAAUUUUUUGUUGUUUUUAGGUUUUCGAAGCGGGUGAUCGUCAGAAUUUUUCCCAUGAUCUCUAAAGUGCAGGUUGUAAAAAGUUCAUUCGAUAACCAUCCAACAGUUCGCUAUUUGCAAAGAAAACUUAACAUGGAGAGCUUCAGAUACAACAAGCUUUCUGAGUGCGACGACGAAUGGGAUGAACACAGAGAAAGCCAGCCUCAACAGGGGAGGGGAAUUCGUGCCAAAAACGUUACAUUGAUUGGGAGAGGUUUUAGCUACAGCAACAUCCCUAAUUGUGAGGAAAAUUCCAAACCUAAUGCAGCGACCACAACGCCCGUUCAAACUACGACAAAACCGGAUCAACAACCAACGUCAGCUAUGAAACAUGCCCAACAAGAUAAAAAACGCAAAGAGGCAACCGUUCAAAGCAGUGGACCUUUUCAGAACUGCAGUAAACUCUCUUUCGAUGAAAAUUCAAAUAGCUCUGUUCUUACAGUAACGGGAAAAAAACGAGAUCAACAAAGUGCCUUGGAAAUCGCUCAUCGUCCGCUUUGUCAGAUGCCAAGCUGGAACGAUAACCGGGAAGCGAAAGAAAAGCUUGGGGUACGCCGCAGUGCUGUUUGCGACAACAUUGAAAGACAGUUGCUAAACAAUAAAGGCAUUAGCUUGCGGAAACUGCGGAAAUUUUUGGUCGUGGAUAACAUUUUGCACGAGGUGAACUUACUGUAA
This is a messenger RNA of Porites lobata, 12497 nucleotides long. The record is from the annotation of a GenBank genome assembly. NCBI's taxonomy places the organism in Eukaryota, Metazoa, Cnidaria, Anthozoa, Scleractinia, Poritidae.